AUGUUGCCACCUUCGAUCUUAUAGAAGCAUUUCAAACUAAAAAUUAUCAUCCUAAUGAAGAACAGAUAAGAAGAUUGAUGGACAUAAUUGUGAAUGAUCAAGUUGAGAAUAUGGAAAUCAUCACAGGAGCAUAUAGAGUUUUACAGCAUAUAUUACAAACAAGUGGCACUACGGCAUUUCAAAAAAUUUGGAAAAUCGAUCACGUAGAUCAUGAACAAGGACCACUUUGGAAUAAAUAUACUGACUUUUGGAAUUUCCUUGAACAACUUAUACCGUAUCAACAAUCAACUGACAAAGUAGAAAAAGUAGAAAGAGUGGAGAGAGUUAUAAUGUUACUCGAUCAUAUAGUUUGCGUGUUUGAAGCUGAUAUAUAUUCAAAGAGAGGAAAUUUAGGAAAUUCAAUAUUAUUGUCACUUAUCCCCAAAGGAUACGGUAGAUUACGUACCAAUAUUAAAGGUCAUAUCUGUACUGAUAGUCUAAAAACAGAACUUUAUAUACAAAUGAAUAAACUUGAUCCAUUUCGAUUUCAAUUAUUUCUUCAGACAAUGGCAUCUAAUACAUUCAAGUGUAUACUUCUUGAUCACGCCCUUAAAGAUACAAAUUUAACUCAAAUUUCCCGUCAAAAUAGGAAUUCAUUAAAUUGUCCCGUGAAUUUACUAAAAAUUACUCAAAUUUACUUUGAUUCUUCUCCUUAUUAUAAAAAUUCUACUAAAUCUAGUGCCACCUGGCGUCAUAUUUUCAUUUUAUGUUCUUUAUUACAAAGUUAUAUUCAAUCAAAAAUAUUUCGAGUUGGGGAUAAAAUUUAUUCCGGUUUAGACGAUGAUGAAAUUAAUUUGAUUGGUAAUAGUAAUGAGAUAAAUGAAAGGAUUAAUGAACUAGUAGAUUCACUUAAUGAAGAUGAAGAUAUAGAUCUGGAUCUUAAAAAACGAACAAAAUUUCUUUUGGAUUUAAAUUUGUCUGGUGACAAUAAUGUUAGCCCUAAUAUUUUAAUUAUGCCUAAUUGA
Messenger RNA from Diversispora eburnea, 1004 nucleotides. NCBI's taxonomy places the organism in Eukaryota, Fungi, Glomeromycota, Glomeromycetes, Diversisporales, Diversisporaceae. The record is from the annotation of a GenBank genome assembly.